Talaromyces rugulosus is the source of this 1413-nucleotide messenger RNA. RefSeq lists its product as uncharacterized. The transcript is spliced from 3 exons. Bases 1 to 1413 code for a protein of 470 amino acids. Gene Ontology annotation, molecular function: oxidoreductase activity. Lineage: Eukaryota; Fungi; Ascomycota; Eurotiomycetes; Eurotiales; Trichocomaceae. The record is from RefSeq and is a predicted model, not a curated record.
AUGUCGACGACCACGACGAUAACCAGAGAGGAGACACAGGUUCAAUAUGACCCGACCGUCCCUCGCGGUCCCAUCGAGACAGAGCUGACCUUCUACGUUCCACCCUCUGACGGCUCUGUGCCCUUCAACUAUGUUGAGUCUCCCCCCGCCGGCCAACCGCAGCGCAACUACAACGAGUCCAAGCACCGAGUCACUGUGGACGACAUUCGCGGCCAUGAGAGCGAGUACACCCUGGACCGCGAUGCGUUCCAAGUGUUCAGUGGCGUGUCCUCGGCUACCAGCUACGAAACUUUCGACAAUGACGACGAUGUCAAACGCACGUAUUACCCGGAAGUCGAACAGUUUCUGAUCGACAACGUGCCAGGCGUGCACAAAGUCAUUCUCUUCGACCACACGAUACGUCGCGAAAAAAAUGUAGCCGCCAGCCGCGGGCCCGUGAACAGAGCGCAUUCGGAUCAGACCGACCGAGCGACCGAGUGGCGAGUGCGGUUGCAUGUGGAAGACCCCGACGAGGCUGAACGGUUGCUCAAGGGUCGCUAUCGCAUCAUUAAUGUCUGGCGUCCACUGAACGGCAGUGUGCAAUCAUCUCCGUUGGCAGUUGCAUCGGCUGCCUCGGUCAAGGACACUGAUCUAGUCGCGGUCCAGCAUCGCUAUCCCACACGUACCGGCGAGACGGUGGGGGUCAUCUACAACCCAGACCUGAAAUGGAAAUACUGGUCGGGUAUGGAUAAUGACGAGAGACUCUUGUUGAAAUGCUCAGACAGCCAGCCCGACGUGGGAAAGCGGUGUCCACAUACCGCGUUUGUCGACUCAAGGACGCCUCAGAACGCAAAGCCGAGAGAGAGCAUCGAGACAGACCACCGAGAUCUGGAAGCACACUGCCACACUAUCAUCAAAUCCGGUGAUAGGGAUGAGCGCACCCGUUUUCAAAACGAAUUGACGUGGGAACUAGCUCGGCAUUCUGUCGCAGAAGAGCUGGUCCUAUGCCCUGCUCUCGAGAGGUACCUAGGCGAAGGGUCAGUAGUUGCUAAAAAGAUUCGCGAGCAGCAUCAGAGCAUCAAAAACCAGCUGAAAACGUUCCAAACCAUGAAGCAAUCCGAUCCUAGGUUCGAUGACCAUCUCAGGGCUCUGAUGAAAGACUUUGAUAAUCACAUCAAAGAUGAGGAAACGAACGACCUGCCCAAGCUGGAGAACGCACUGGCGGGAUCGGAGAGCCGAACGCUGGCCAAGGAGUUUGAACGAGCCAAGAUGUUUGUUCCAUCGCGAUCACAUCCGGCGGCGCCGAACAAACCGCCGUUUGAAACGAUCACUGGGCUCCUGACUGCGCCGAUUGAUCACUUGGGAGAUAUCUUUCGCAAGUUUCCCACGGAGACGAGGACACCAAAUCCAUCGGCGCAGGGCGGUCCCACCUAG